GGCCGUCCGCCCCAAAUCCAAACCGCAGACGGCAGAUCCUCACAAGAAGGAUGGAUAAGAUCGUCAUAUAUACCAAUGGAACCGCGGGUCCAUCCUGUAGACACUCGGCCGAUAAUAAGCAGUAUAGCUAAUUAGCUUAGAGCUUAACGCGCGGCUGCCAGGAAGAAUAGCGCGCGCGCGCUCGCGCGCGAGCGGCGUUUCUCGCUACUCCAAACCGCGUAAAGAGAAGAGUCUUCUUUCCUAUCCAAUCCUCUCUCUCUCCUAAUCCGUUCUAGAGAAUUCUGAUUCAACCCCCUUCAUCAUCUUUAAUGCCUGCGCUUUUUUGACUCUAUAAGUCUCAUCCCAGACUCCCACUCCACACCAUACACUCCUCUCUCCAGCCAGUAACUCGGUCGAUCUGCCCUCCGUCCGCCAAAGAUCAUGUCUCUUUUCAGGCUUUCGAACUGCUUUAACCAUACUCACAUGGCCAGGAGGAGGCUAGGACAGAAGAGACAUUCGAGGCGACGGACAAUAACGCACCUACUACAGGAAAAGGAGCGGAUGGAGAGGAAGAUAGAGAGGAUGCGAGCAAGAACAAAACGGCUUAAGAAAUCAGAGAAGAAAGCCGAAGUGAAGCUGGGACGAAUUCAAAAUCAAUUUGAAGAGGUCAGAAUAGCCAAUCGGCAAGCACAUCAGCGAGUAUACCAGGAGAAUGCUUUCACCGACAUCCUUGUCCUUAUUUAUCUUGCCAUUUUCGAAGCUGUAGAUGCAGGCGACUUCCUCACCGACGCCCAACUCGCUCAGACUCUCCGGUUGGUUUUCAUAAUACCGUUCUUGAAUAUCUUCGUCUUGGAGUUAAUCCGAUUUUUCUCAUAUUUUCCCCUUUUGGUUAUCUUGCAUGUAGUGAUAUGAUGCCGCAUGGGGAUGAAGAAAAUCAAGAUUCUGAUGAUGAGGAUUAUGAUGAUUAAUUUAUGAUAAUUAAAACACAAAGCAUCUUUUCCACUGUUUGUUUUGUUUGAUUGUAUGAUGAUGAUCAGAAUUUAUAUUUUUGUUAGAUAUUGGUCUGAGUACUGUUGUUUUUUAAGUUCGGAUUGCACUGAAUUAUUAUCGAACUCGUCUUUUCCUUAAUAAUUCUCUUAUUGUGUAAUCCAUUAUAACUUGAAUUCUAUAAUAUUUUUUUAAUAAUAGUUUUUUAAAUGGUUCAAUGACAAUCACCUAGCUGGUUUUGUAUUGGGUGAUCUUUUUCUUUUGGUAUCAGUUUUAAUGUAACUAGAUGCAUAAUUGGAAAGAUGCUUUGGUUUGAAUAGCAUGGAGCCAUUGCUCUUAUAGGUUGUUCCUCGUCAUUCACCUCACAUGUGUUCGAUAUUGGAUCGGUCCUGUAAUCCAAUCCAUUGGCUUUGUAUCCCCCUCUUUUUUAACUAUUAAUGAUAUAUAUCCAUGAUCCAUAAAGAAUAUUUGCUUUU
This is a messenger RNA of Rubroshorea leprosula, 1442 nucleotides long. Lineage: Eukaryota; Viridiplantae; Streptophyta; Magnoliopsida; Malvales; Dipterocarpaceae. The record is from the annotation of a GenBank genome assembly.